This is a messenger RNA of Seriola dumerili (greater amberjack), 1842 nucleotides long. It is a transcript of the gene xkr7b, whose product is annotated as XK-related protein 7-like. NCBI's taxonomy places the organism in Eukaryota, Metazoa, Chordata, Actinopteri, Carangiformes, Carangidae. Gene Ontology annotation, biological process: phosphatidylserine exposure on apoptotic cell surface; apoptotic process involved in development; engulfment of apoptotic cell. The transcript has 4 exons. Gene Ontology annotation, cellular component: plasma membrane. Bases 1 to 1842 code for a protein of 613 amino acids. The record is from RefSeq and is a predicted model, not a curated record.
AUGGCCGCUAAGUCGGAUGGAGCAGCGGUGUCUGUGGAAGAUGACAACACGCCCAAGAGCCUCUCGGAGCCGGGGAACCCCGCCGCCCGGCCCCGCUGCACCGCCGCCGGCGGGAAACCCUACACCCUGCUGGACUGCUGCUGGGUGCUCUGCGCCCUGCUCGUCUUUUUCUCCGACGGCGCGACCGACCUGUGGCUGGCCGCCGACUACUACCUGAGAGGCGACUACUGGUGGUUCGGCUUGACGCUCGUCUUCGUCGUGGUGCCCUCCGCUGUCGUCCAGGUAUUGAGUUUCAGGUGGUUCGUGUAUGACUACUCGGAUCUGAGCGGCGGGGACGGAGCGGCGAGUGGCAGCGGGACCGGCGCGGGAGCGGCAGGCGCGGCAGCCGGAGCAGCCAAGGCGGGCGACAACACUUUAAGCACCAAGGACAGCGACCAGCGAGGUGGGAGCGCGGCGGCGGGGAACGCUGCGAAUGUUACCCCGAUUUACACGUCCUCUGCCCCGCCUGCGACGGCAGUGAGAGUCGCCCCCCCCCAGAGAUGCUGCACCGUCUGCAUGUGGGUCUUUCAAACCGUGCUUCACGUCCUGCAGCUGGGGCAAGUCUGGAGGUAUAUCCACGCCCUCUACCUGGGAGCCCAGAGCCGUUGGCACAGCAACGGGCCCCGCCGCCACUUCCACUGGCGGCUGAUGUUUGAGAGCGCUGACAUCACCAUGCUCCGUCUACUGGAGGCCUUCCUUAAAUCGGCACCACAGCUCGUCCUCCAGCUGAGCAUCAUGAUCCACGGAAACACCGUCCUCCCUCUGCAAGGUCUCUCAGCCUCGGCCUCCCUGGUCUCUCUGGCCUGGAUGAUCGCCUCCUACCAGAAAGUUCUCCGGGACUCCCGCGACGACAAGCUGCCCAUGUCCUACAAGGCCGUGAUCGCCCAGAUGUUGUGGCACUUCUUCACCAUCGGGGCGAGGACUGUGGCCUUUGCCCUCUUCGCCUCCGUCUUCCAGCUCUACUUUGGCAUUUUCAUCGUCAGCCACUGGUGUGUCAUGACUUUCUGGAUCAUCCAAGGUGAGACCGACUUUUGCAUGUCCAAGUGGGAGGAGAUCAUCUACAACAUGGUGGUGGGCAUCAUCUACAUCUUCUGCUGGUUCAAUGUCAAGGAGGGUCCCAGCCGCUUCCGCAUGACCGUCUACUACUCUGUGACGCUGGCUGAGAAUGUGGCACUGACCGCUGCCUGGUACACCUACCGUGGCCCGCACACCUCCGACUCCUACGCCCUGGUCGUGGUGUGCCUGGUGGCCUGCAGCUUUGCCCUGGGAACCUUUUUCAUGUUGGUGUAUUACUGCUGGCUGCACCCUGAUGGGCCAGUUCUGGGCUCACAGUGGGGAGGCUGUGUGGAUGAGGGCGUGGUGGGUGCAGGAGGGGUGGCGGGAGUGAUUGAUGCUUGCCUCACCCCAUCACAAGGGUCCCAAACAGACAUGGUCAUUACCAGCCCUCCGAGAACUCUCCCCAGGACUAAAGACACAGGGGAGCCGGUUCCCGGAGAGAGAGACAGGGACAAGGAGAGAGACAGGGACAGUUGCCUGCCUGUCUUCCAGGUUCGUCCUUCCCCCUCCUCCUCUCCCGCACUCCUCCACAGGACCUCCUCUUCAUCCCGUGCGCAGGAGGGCCCUGUGAUCCGGAUUGACCUCCCAAGAAAGCGAUACCCAGCCUGGGAUGCUCACUUUAUCGAUCGGCGCCUCCGCAAGACCAUCCUGCUUCUGGAGACGUCAUCAGCCGUCAGCCCCCGGAUACAGUACAGGAGUAGCAUGAUGGGCAGCAAAGAGGUAUUAGAAUAUGAAACAACUGUCUAA